AGAGGAGGCUGAAGACAGGGUAAUGGACUCCAUCGACAGGCUCCAGUGUCUGACCAUGACUGCUGAAAACCCAACUUCCGGAGACCUGACUCCUGUCCCCAUUGUCACUUGCAAGCUCUGCCUGUGUGAACAGCCUCUGGACAAGGUGACCAUGCUCCAGGAAUGCCAGUGCAUCUACUGUACAUCGUGCCUGAAACAGUAUAUGAUGCUGUCCAUCCGAGAAGGAUGUGGGUCUCCCAUCACUUGUCCUGACAUGGUGUGCCUGAACCACGGGACCCUGCAGGAAACCGAGAUUGCCUGUUUGGUGCCUGUGGCCGAGUAUCAACUGUAUCAGCGGUUAAAGUUUGAAAGAGAGGUUCACAUGGACCCCCUCCGAACCUGGUGUCCUGUUGCAGACUGCCAGACAGUGUGCCAUAUUGCAGCAGGAGACCCAGGGAAGCCUGUCAUGGUGGAAUGCCCUUCCUGCCACCUGAAAUUCUGCUCAUGUUGCAAGGAUCCUUGGCAUGGGGAGGCUUCCUGUAGAGAGCAGCCAAUUGUGCCAGAGCAUGGGGCCCUCUUUGGGACGGAAGCAGACGCCCCCAUUAAGCAAUGCCCAGUUUGUCGGAUUUACAUUGAGCGCAAUGAAGGUUGCGCUCAGAUGAUGUGUAAGAACUGUAAACACACGUUCUGUUGGUACUGCCUGCAAAACCUGGACAAUGACAUAUUCCUUAGGCACUAUGACAAAGGACCAUGCAGGAAUAAGCUCGGCCACUCGAGAGCAUCGGUAAUGUGGAACCGAACACAGGUGGUAGGGAUCCUUGUGGGAUUAGGCGUCAUCGCCCUGGUGACUUCACCCCUGCUCCUCCUGGCCUCUCCAUGUAUAAUCUGUUGUGUCUGCAAGUCCUGUCGAGGCAAGAAGAAAAAGCACGAUCCAUCCACAACCUAAAGUUACCUGCACAGACAUCUGGGUUACAUGAGACAGUGCAGCGAUAAAGCCCCACUUAGCGACCUUGCCUCCUUCUCCUUGCCAAACUUUGGAAGUGCCUCUGUGUCCAGACUCUGAACUUGCCUGAUAGCAUUCGGUGUUGGAAAAGGCCAAGUCCUGGGUGUGAGUGUUCCUGUGUAUCAAGAAGCAGCUCUCAACCCAGGCUGUGUCUGUGGAGCACUCUGGGAGCUUUGCUAUUGCUUGGGAGACUCUUAACACAUUGCCAUCUUGCCAUCCAAAGGAUCUCACCAGGCUUCUCAUCUUCCAUGCAAACCUAAGGAGCCUGGGUGAACAUUCAGUGUACUAAUGGCAUUGCUGUGCUUGGUGGCUUUGCAGACUGAGCAAAAGUCUGUGUUGAUUCCACUGCCACGAGACACAUGGCAGAAACCCAGAGUCAGAGGGGAAGGAUAAGACUGCAUAAUAAGAAAUUCUAUGAGCAAUAGAACUGGCCACUUAUCUCAGGAGUCGAUGCCCUGGCUGGCAUGCCCGUGCCGGCUACUGUGAGCACAUCUUCAGCGUUCCCACAGUGACUUGGCAGAAACAUAAUAGCUCUCUCCCUGUGUGAUCUCAUCUUCAGGCAGGAGAAACUGCUGUUCAGAGGGAGUUGUCCCUUCCCAGGAAAAGGUUGUAACAUGUAAAACAACAUGGCCUAAUUUAGUGUCUGUUGUUUGGCAGGAUGCUAUUCUUCUUAGGUAACAGUUCACCGCUCACAGCCUGCAGCUGUGGCCUAUAAAAGUGUUUUAGAUGGGCUGUGAGUGGGAAAGCUUCAAAGCCUUUGUCGUAGGCAGCAGGGUCCUUUCUUGGGCUCUGUGGUCAUAUUCCCAACAGAUUAGGAGUUGGACCAGAAAGUGUACAUCAGCAGUACACAUUAUAGUCCAUCCAUCGAUCCAUCGAGCUGUUGAUCCAUCCAUCCAUCCAUAUAGAAUUCAUGUGACUCCCCCUAAGCAUGCAUGGAGGUGUUCAACAGAUGACACAAAGUAAGAUUAGUUAAAAUACCUUGUUCCUUUCUAUGGCUAAAUGAUUUAUCUGUCUGCAUAAACUUUUUUUUUUUUUUUUUUUUUUUUGCUUAGUACACAUGUGAAUUUUUACUGUUAAGUUCAUAACUUACCCAGGAGGGUAGGUUUAAAAACAAAUCUUUUAAAACAAUGCCUAGUGCAAUUUUAUGUUGUCUGUAAAGUGAUAAUCAGGUUAUUUACAUACUUUCAGACACAAUUUAGAGCAGCUCUUUGCUCAGCCUAAUUUAGUAUCGUUCUCCUGGGAGCCGUUCAGACAAUCUGAGUGCUUUCUGUGUCCUCAAGAAACUGAUAAAAUGACAAGAAGAAAUCAAGUGGAAGUAUGUCAUGUGUCUUCAGUAGUUUGGAUUUGUGUCAUCUCAGUGUGACUCAUCCUGACCAUUAUACCAUCAGUCACAAACAGAUUUUGAAAAGACGAACAUGUUUUCUCCAGGGAGAGGAUUAUACAGUUGCCAUUAGCAAUGCAGCCCGGUGCUUCUCAAGACCAGUGUGUGUUCCGUGUUAACGGAGACUUCUGAAGGCAGGGAGAUUAUUCAGGGCCUAUUCCUUUUUCCAUGGUAACGUGGUUACUAGAUUGUUAAACUGCUGCUAUCCUGGAUCUAUGAUCAAAGAUUGAUGCCUUGCCUCUGCAGUGGAAUGUAUCCUAAGUGGGGAUGUAUAUAUUCAAGGACCUUUAAUUCACACACAUGUAUUAAUAUCUAAUAUAUGUAUAGUACAUUCA
Molecule: messenger RNA, 2698 nt
Organism: Peromyscus eremicus (cactus mouse)
Lineage: Eukaryota; Metazoa; Chordata; Mammalia; Rodentia; Cricetidae
Gene: Rnf144b
Product: ring finger protein 144B
Exons: 7
Coding region: 23-925 (300 amino acids)
Biological process (GO): positive regulation of proteasomal ubiquitin-dependent protein catabolic process; ubiquitin-dependent protein catabolic process; protein polyubiquitination
Cellular component (GO): cytoplasm; ubiquitin ligase complex; mitochondrial membrane
Molecular function (GO): zinc ion binding; ubiquitin conjugating enzyme binding; ubiquitin protein ligase activity
Source: RefSeq, a predicted model, not a curated record